CUCGUCUUCAGCGGGCUCAAGGGAGCAGAGAUGAUUACUCGCCCGGUGACUGCGGCGCUGGGGUGCUGCGGGUGUCGAAAUGCCAUCCUGAGGGCUGUUUCGUCCAGGCCGUUGCCGGCCAUUGGGCAAUCAGCAUCGCGGGGGAUGAGACCAGUGCCCGGCGCAAUACUACGAACUUUUCCGCAAAGUCAGCAAUUCGGCACCGCUGCGCAAAAGGAAAAAGACGCACAGGCAAAGCCAGAUAUUGAGCAACGGAUAAUCGAGGAGGAAAUCGAAGAUGACGCUUUCGAUGACGACGACACUGAAAAUCCGUGGUUUCUUGAUGUUGAACCGCCCAAACAUGCUCCGCUCCAGCAUAUCGCAUCGCUUCCAAAAGUGCCCGAAGGGGCUCCUAAUCUCCUCGAGCCGAUGAUUAAAUACAUACACGAAGAUAUGGGACUAGAUGAUUUGUCAAUGCUGGAUCUCCGCGAUCUUGACCCCCCCGCCGCGCUUGGCCCCAACCUCAUCAUGAUUUUUGGGACAGCGCGAAGUGAAAGACACUUGCACAUUUCUGCCGGCCGCUUUGUGCGAUGGCUUCGACGACAUCACCAAGUGGGCGCUCGAGCAGACGGCUUGAUUGGGCCAGGAGAACUCAAGACCAAGCUCCGCCGACUUAGAAAGAAGGCAAAGAUGCUUGGCACCAACACUACAAUCUUGCCGGGUGCUGAUAAUGGAAUCUCAACGGGAUGGGUCUGUGUCAAUUUCGCGGCGCAUGACCACGGAGUACAAGAGUCUUCUAAUUUUGACGAAAGUGGGCGGUUUUCAGGAUUUGGCGCACCGUUAACGGGAACAACUGUCGUCGUCCAGUGUAUGACGGAGUCGAGGCGGAACGAACUUGACUUGGAAACGCUUUGGAGGGGCAUAUUGAAGCGGAACCUCGAAGAGAUGCAGAAAGUGAAAGGAAAGACAUCAUCGGACCCCUCAGAAAUUGAGUCCUUGGUCUCGUCAAGAAUUCAAUUGCCCGACAACCCUUCUGCCCACCAGUGGCAGAAACUGAAACUAGCUUCUCAACAGCAACGCCAGUUUUCAACCAUGGCGCGACGCCUUCAAGCUCGUACUCAGCGUAGUGAGUCUCAGGCGACUGUAAUUGAUUCUGAAACUCUAGUAACAGAAGAUCAGCUGGAUACCCCUUCCUUUGAUCUGAAUGCGCUGCGACGGCACAUACACGAUUUCCAGGUGAUUGGAACUCCUGUAAGCCACGAAACUAUUCAGAGUCUCAUCUCUGCGGUAUUCCAAGCCCCGGUGUCUGAGGGAGACACAGCCUCCGAGCGGCUAGCCCUGGUAGAUCAGCUCAGUCUCGUAGCCGAAGAACGUGGAAUUUCUGUCAUCUCUCAAGAGUGGUUAAUUACGCUCAUUGAGAACAUCGUCACUUCCCCGGCAUAUGGCGAAGAGUUGCAACGCGCGCAAACAAAUAUUGAAUAUCUCCUAUCUAACAGAAGAGGCCAUAUCUUGAGCAAUGAGCAAGUUUUACGGCUCAUGACAGCGUACGCGCGUCAACUCGACUGGGACCGAUUUUGGAACGCUUUCCGCAUACCAUCUCGGUUUCAAACGCCUCGGUCACCCGAAUUGUAUGAACUUGCCUAUCGCGUCUUGGCAUCCACUGGUGAUAGGAAACUGUGCACUGAUGCUCUGCGCUGGGUGUAUCCCGAGAUGCUCAAAGAAGAGCCGAAGAUAUGGCCAGUUGGAUCACUUUACAUGUCUUUGAAAGCAUGCAUACUAGUCGCAGACCCUGGUGCCGAGAGUCUGCUGCAUCACCCUCCCCCGCAAGAUUCAUUGGAUGUAUUUGGCCAACGGCAGUUGAUGCAUCGAGAAUUUCUACGUGUCCUGAGAGAAGUUGAAAAUCUGCGGCACCACCACGCUGGAGAGCAGGCCAGAGCACAUAGAGCAGAGGCACUACGCAAAAUUUCUGGAGGAAUGCCGCAUAACGACCACUAGAAUGACUGACGCAUGUUUAAAGGGAGGAAAUAUAUCUUUUUACGAACAUUGCAAUGUAAGACUGGGACUAUAAAAGGGAAUAAGACUAUGUAACAAUAAAUAUGGCUCUGAAGGGAUUCACAGCUGUGCGAUUAUUUAGCGCUCCCAAUCAGUUCUCACGUUUUAUAUGUGUACUAUAGAAUUACUCGUAUAUAGUAAAACUUGACAAGAUGUAUAUAUGUAUGCAUACCUAGAUACGGAACAGAUAGAAGACUUU
This is a messenger RNA of Trichoderma asperellum CBS 433.97, 2230 nucleotides long. RefSeq lists its product as uncharacterized. The record is from RefSeq and is a predicted model, not a curated record. Gene Ontology annotation, biological process: mRNA stabilization; mitochondrial gene expression. Gene Ontology annotation, cellular component: mitochondrion. Lineage: Eukaryota; Fungi; Ascomycota; Sordariomycetes; Hypocreales; Hypocreaceae.